AUGAAAGUUACGUUGGACGACAUUGAGCCAGGGGAUACAGUCAUCGCUGUUUUGGGCGCCGUUGGGUCCGGAAAGAGUACCUUCAUUAAUGCCGCCACAGAGUCAGACGUUGGCGGCGCGCCUAAUGACAGUUUCGGAGAAGUUCAAGUAUCUAAAUGCCUCAUAUCCGGAACGUCAACCGUAUUUCUUGAAGUACCCAGCUGUGAAGAACUGGGGAAAUUCCUGGUAUUCGUGUCCAAGUGGCUUGAAAAGGCAUCGGAGAUGAACCUCAAAAUCUCAGGCGUCAUCUACGUCCAUUCAAUAAACAAUAUAAACUACGCCCUUGAUAGCCUACCUUUCCUCGAUAGCUUAGAUGCUAGCUGUGCUUCAAGUUUCCGCAGCAUAGUUCUCGUCACGUCCAUGUGGGGAACUGGGACCAACGACAUCCAUUCUCAGAGGGAACGCCAACUCAUAACUGAUAACUGGAAGCCUAUUUUGGACCGUGGUUCUACAGCUGUGAGGUUUCUCAACACGAGUCCUUCCGCCUUGUAUAUCUUGAGCAACAUUCUACCUCGCUGCAGAGGAGGAACGCCCGCGUCGUCAAUCGACCCACGGUACAUCCAGCGUAUCGACGCACAACCAGAAGACGGGCACUAUCCGCACGUUUCUCUGCUUGCUGCGCUGAUCCAAGCAAGUAGUUUCUCCGUGUUCGUUGACUCUGGGGUCGAUGUUUGGAACGAAGCCGUCCGUGCCACUCUCGCAAUCAUGAAUACACCCGAGGUGCGCCUCAACCCCAGCGCCCCCGUUAUCAUGUUUACCAAACAGCUUCAGACAUCUCAGGGCCAUCGUCGCCUAUUUUGCUACAUUGCGUCGUAUGCUGCUGAAUUGUUAUUCGCUAUCUCCGAGCAAGUUAAGGCAGGGAUGCCGUAUGCGGAGGUCGCAGAUACGGUGUACAAUUUGAACCAACGGUUGCUACCACUAAGGAAGGGACCGUUGCCUGUAAGGGCGCGAAGGUGGCCCCGCUCGCCCCAACUAGCCCUAUUAAAAGAUUGCAAACUACAUAUAGAGGCCACACGUCAGUUCUUCGAGGAAGCAACCCUUCUGGGACUGCAGGGUGUCAUCGAUCGCAUCGAGGCUCGCUUAGCUGGACGGUCUUUGAACGAAUACGAGCCUUCACUCACAGAAAGUCAAUUCAGUUCCCUUGAAAGCUUUACCUCUGAGUAUAGUCGAGCCAGUGUCCCGCAUCAAGACGAUGGGCGAUCCAUACCAGACCUUCAGCAUGCAGAUAGGUUCCUUGAGGUCAAAUACAUGGCCCAAACAAAAGGAACCCUAGAACGGCUGGAGGCACUGGCCAUUUCUGCCCGGCUUAGCAUCCCUUUUCAAUCGGGCCCUCAGACGGAGGGUAGUAUACCACAAAAAAUGACUGUACUUCAAGCGCACGGGUUCGACCGUAUAGCCCACUUGCAGCAAUCUAUCAACCGCGUUGAAUCCUUCGUCAAGGUAGGCUUGGCUAACUGUGCUGCCGCACGGGAACCAGGCUCCCCUAAAGAUACCAUGUCGGUGGUUGCACCAAUCACUGCUGAACUCGCUUCUUCGAAUCUUCGCAGUAGUGAGAAGCCACCAUACCCUGCCCUUCCCAAACUUGUUUUCGACGCCCGGCUCCUUUCGCACUCUUCGAAGAACUCACCUGCAACACCCAUACGCCGGAAGCCAAACCAUACAAAAAUUGAUCAAGGAUCGAGUCGUGGUUCGCCCGUAAUGCACGUUGACUGUACAGCUUAUUCCCCUUCUCUCAGGACUUCCUUUCUCAAAGAGGAUGUGUCGCCGCUAAUUCAGAGACAAUUCAUACCUUCUUUCUCGAGCUUAGCCCCCUUCAUCCCCGAAGAUUCGUUUACCCCUACGCCCACACGUUGGAAUCCCAAUCUCCCUCCCGUCGACGCGACAUUAGUCAACACUUCAAACCCAUCAUUGACCAGCUAUACGUCACAGUCUCACUCAAAUUCGAUAACUACCCAUGAUAAGAGCGAAAAGCUGGACGUCCCGCGGCCAUUCCCGAGCCUUGGAACGCCAGUCUCUACUUCGGCUUCCGACCUCGUGGUUAACGACGCGAACCAACCACACAUCCGAACCACUCCUGACGGAGGUUCUUCGCCUUUUAGCUCCCUGAUUGGCCUCUAUGUCGACCAACUAGCAGAGACUAAAGAGCAUUUCUGGCACAGCUGUCGUGAGACCGCCACAGUCACCAUCUACGUCAAUCAACUAUUGCUGGUUGAAGGCGACCACUUCCAUGGCGCUAUCAAUGGGAGCAGUAGUGUCGGUGGUUUAGGUAAUGUUUACUAUGGUAUGUGCCAUCUUCGUUAG
This is a messenger RNA of Pleurotus ostreatus (oyster mushroom), 2340 nucleotides long. RefSeq lists its product as uncharacterized. The transcript is spliced from 8 exons. The record is from RefSeq and is a predicted model, not a curated record. The coding region runs from base 1 to 2340 and encodes 779 amino acids. Lineage: Eukaryota; Fungi; Basidiomycota; Agaricomycetes; Agaricales; Pleurotaceae.